UGCUUUCAGCGCGCGACAUGGCGAAGUGAUGAGAAGUAAACAGUUUAGGCGUGUUUUCAUAUUUUUAUUUGACUAAUUAGUUGACUGUUAUUGAGUAUGUUUUGCACCAGCAUCUCCGUUUAACCGUAAACGAAAACGUUUAUUUUUAAAUAAUGUCUACGCAUCUGUUUAGUUAAUUAAUUUGUUUGUCAGAAUUCAUUCUGUGCAAAGUGCACGAGGAUGGACUGCGUUGCAACCGGAGGAAACGUCAAAGUGCUGGCCAAAGCAAUACACUCCCUUUCUAGGAUUGGAGAAGAGCUUUACUUGGAGCCCACUGAAGAUGGGCUAACGCUGCGUGCAGUGAACUCAUCCCGAUCAGCGUUUGCCUGCUUCCUGAUGUCUCCGCUUUUCUUCCAGAGGUACCAGGCUCCUCCAGACCAAGCCUUCCGCUGCAAAAUGCCCAUCAAAAGUGUACAGACAGUGUUCAGGUCUCUGUCGUCUCUCGAGCGUUCUGUGGAGAAGUGCCGAAUUGAGAUGAACAAUCAGAAGAGUCGUCUGAGAAUCACGCUGCAUUGCAAACAUGGGCUUUUAAAGACACACAACUUGUCCUUUCAGGACUGUGAGUGCUUGCAAGCAGUGUUUGACAAGGACAACUGCACCAACGUGCUCCGAGCCCAACCCAGGUUGUGGGUGGAUACAGUUCUGCAUUUCCCACCCUCUCUGGAGGAAGUGUGUGUAUCAGUGAGCAGCGAUCGAGUUUGGCUCAGGAACCACGUGGAAGAUGAUGCAGACUCAUCAAAAGCCAUGAUGACAGAGUUGUGUUUGAGCUCAGAAGAGUUUGAUCACUUCGUUAUUGGAUCUCAGACCAGCAUCACCUUCUGCCUCAAAGAGCUCAGGGGUUUGUUGGUUUUUGCUGAGACAGCAGGUCUUCCUAUCUCCAUGUACUUUGAUGAGCCUGGCAGCCCCGUUGUCCUGAGUGUGUCUGACAGCGUCUUAGACGCGAACUUCGUCCUCGCUACUCUCUCGGAAGACGCACACCAACGCAACAACAACAAAGCCAACAGACCCCGAGCCGAACUCCCACCCGAUGACUUUAUGUGCGACGACAUUGACUCGUACCUCAUCGCCAUGGAGACCAGUGACCUCGCUGGGCCGUCCUACGAACCUCAACCUCAAACUUCCUCCUCCAAUCACAAAAGCCGACGGCUGAGCGACGAGGAAGUCGACGAGAAGGAGGAGGAGGAGGAGGAGUCAGGGGAGGGACAGCCCAAUAAAAAGUUCUGCUCGCUUUUCUUUGGCUCCGUGCUGCCGGCUUCCUCUCGACCGACCAACCAGACAAUGCAGAGCCAGGAAGUGCUGGCCAGCGACAGCGAGGACGAGAGACAGUCGGAAUGAACGCUGCAGCAGUGAUGCAACGGGAAACCGUGAGCAAAAGGAGAAAAGACAGAAGGACGAGUUACACCAAGAAAGAUCAUCCCGCACGGAACGUCCUUUUAUUUUAUUGUUGUUUCAGUUCCUUUAAGUUCAGUGUUCUUUUUUUUAAAAAGUCGAAUCAGUGAUGAAGCGGUCAAAACAAGACUAAAAUUUAAGGUGUGUCAAGAA
Molecule: messenger RNA, 1581 nt
Organism: Ictalurus punctatus (channel catfish)
Lineage: Eukaryota; Metazoa; Chordata; Actinopteri; Siluriformes; Ictaluridae
Gene: rad9a
Product: RAD9 checkpoint clamp component A
Exons: 11
Coding region: 220-1374 (384 amino acids)
Biological process (GO): cellular response to ionizing radiation; DNA repair; mitotic intra-S DNA damage checkpoint signaling
Cellular component (GO): checkpoint clamp complex
Source: RefSeq, a predicted model, not a curated record